AUGCUGCGACCACUAUCACCACCUAGUCCCGUACACCCUGCACCUAAUGAAGAAUUAAGACCAAAUAGUCUACCGACAUCUCAAUUACAAAAUGAUGAUUUAGAUUUAAAUCCUGACUUGUAUGAUGAUGAAGAAGAAGAUACAGACGGUAUUGGUAAUGACGCAACUACGGAACACUCUCCAACUACAAAUGUCCAAUUAUCAAUUCCUAAAGACGCUCAACAAGAGGAAGCUAAUCAUAAUACAUUAAUGGCUGAUUUAUCUGAUCUGCAUGAAUUUGAUAAAGUUGAUUUGCAAAGUAUUAGACAAAUUACCCUUCCAUUUGAUGAAGAAUAUCAACUAUUUAAAACCACAGCCAAUGCAGGCUCUGUUGGUGAUGAGUUAUCCUCACAACAACAAUCCAAGUUUAUAAACUAUAUUGAUGAUCAAUUAUUACAAAUACAAAGGAAAUUCAUCAAACAACAAUCAACUGAAGAUGCGAUAUAUCCAUUUACUUUAUUAAUUAAGGAUCUAGAUUCUAUAUUUGAUAUUAUUUGGGUGUCCAUAAGUAGGAACCAACAUCCACAAAAAUCCUUAAUUGGACAAGAGGAGUAUUAUAUCAAGAUGUUAGGUGAUUUAGAAGAUUAUAUCACCCAUUACAAGACCUUAUUUGAUGAAAAUUGGCAAUUAAACUCCAAGAAUCAAAGAAUAUUAAAAGCUGAUUUUAACAAAAUUGUUGUUGUUUGUAAAUUCUUACUGAAAAUGGAUUUGCAAUUGAGUUUUAUCAAGGAUAAUGGGUUUUUCAAUCUGACCCAAUGUGUCAGACUAAAGAUGAUCAUCGAAAGAUUACGAUAUCUCAUAAUGGAUAAAUUUGAAAUCGUUGUACAAAUUCCUAGAUUAAGAAAUGUUUUGGAAGUGGAAGCUAGUAGGAUAUUUGAAGGGAUUUUGGAAAGACUCAAUGGAUAA
Lodderomyces orthopsilosis Co 90-125 is the source of this 945-nucleotide messenger RNA. RefSeq names its product TFIIH complex subunit. NCBI's taxonomy places the organism in Eukaryota, Fungi, Ascomycota, Pichiomycetes, Serinales, Debaryomycetaceae. The transcript has a single exon. The record is from RefSeq and is a predicted model, not a curated record. Gene Ontology annotation, cellular component: transcription factor TFIIH holo complex. Bases 1 to 945 code for a protein of 314 amino acids.